Molecule: messenger RNA, 3053 nt
Organism: Oryza brachyantha (malo sina)
Lineage: Eukaryota; Viridiplantae; Streptophyta; Magnoliopsida; Poales; Poaceae
Product: putative leucine-rich repeat receptor-like serine/threonine-protein kinase At2g24130
Exons: 2
Coding region: 1-3036 (1011 amino acids)
Biological process (GO): protein phosphorylation; hormone-mediated signaling pathway
Cellular component (GO): plasma membrane
Molecular function (GO): protein binding; protein kinase activity; ATP binding
Source: RefSeq, a predicted model, not a curated record
AUGGCCAACUUGCUCGUCCCAAUCAUCAUCAUCAUCACCACCAUUCUCGUGCCGGUGCCGAUCGCUGUCGUCGCCGCAUCACCACCAGUGGUGGUGGUGGCGGCCGACGACCGGUCCGCGCUGCUCGCUUUCCUGUCCAACGUCUCGGCCGAUGGCUCCGGCGGCGGACCCCUCGCCGACUGGGGCCGCUCGCCGGAGUUCUGUAACUGGACGGGCGUCGCGUGUGGCCGGCCGGCUGAGGCCGGCGGCGAGCGGCGCGUCACGCAGCUGGUGCUCGCUGGCCGGGGGCUCCGCGGCGUGGUUUCGCCGGUGCUGGCGCGGCUGGAGUUCGUGACGGUUCUUGAUCUUUCGAGCAAUGGUUUCGCCGGCGAGAUCCCCGCGGAGCUCGCCGCGCUGUCGAGGCUGACGCAGCUGAGCCUGGCGAACAACCUCCUCGAGGGCGUCAUCCCCGCCGGGAUCGGGCUUCUUCAGAGGCUCUACUUCCUCGACCUCAGUGGUAACCGCCUCGCCGGAGACAUCCCGGAGACGCUUUUCUGCAACUGCACCGCCUUGCAGUAUAUGGACCUCGCGAACAACUCGCUCGCCGGCGAUAUCCCCUACUCCGGCAAGUGCCGCCUCCCCAGCCUCCGCUACCUCCUCCUCUGGUCGAACGACCUGUCCGGCUCGAUCCCGCCGGCGCUGUCCAACUCCUCCAUGCUCGAGUGGAUCGACUUCGAGUCCAACUACCUCGCCGGCGAGCUGCCGUCGCAGGUGUUCGACAGGUUGCCGCGACUUCAGUACCUCUACCUCUCGUACAACAACCUGUCCAGCCAUGGCGGCAACAACGACCUGAACCCCUUCUUCCGCUCCCUGAGGAACUGCACGCGCCUGCAGGAGCUCGAGCUCGCCGGAAACAACCUCGGCGGGGAGCUCCCGGCGUUCGUCGGCGAGCUCUCGCGCGGAUUCCGGCAAAUCCACCUCGAGGACAACGCCAUCACGGGCUCCAUCCCGCCGAGCAUCGCCGGCCUCGUCAACCUCACCUACCUCAACCUCUCCAACAACCUGCUCAACGGCUCGAUCCCGCCGGAGAUUUCGCGGAUGCGGCGGCUCGAGCGGCUGUACCUCUCCAACAACCUCCUCACCCGCGAGAUCCCCGGGUCGAUCGGCGAGAUGCCGCACCUCGGGCUCGUCGACCUCUCCGGCAACCGGCUCGCCGGUACCAUCCCAGACACGUUCUCCAACCUGACCCAGCUGAGGCGGCUAAUGCUGCACCACAACCAACUCUCCGGCGCCAUUCCGGCGAGCCUCGGUGACUGCCUGAACCUGGAGAUCUUGGACCUCUCCUACAAUGGCUUGCAGGGAAGGAUCCCUCCGUACGUCGCCGCCAUGAGCAGCCUCAAGCUGUACCUGAACCUGUCGAACAACCACCUCGAGGGGCCUCUCCCUCUCGAGCUCAGCAAGAUGGACAUGAUCCUGGCGCUCGACCUGUCGGAGAACGCGCUCGCCGGCGCGAUCCCGGCGCAGCUCGGCGGCUGUGUCGCGCUCGAGUACCUCAACCUCUCCGGCAACACGCUGAGCGGCGCGCUCCCGGCGCCCGUCGCGGCGCUACCGUUCCUGCAGGUGCUCGACGUGUCGCGCAACCAGCUCGCCGGGGAUCUGCCUGCGUCCCUGCAGGUGUCCACGUCGCUCCGGGACGCGAACUUCUCGUACAACAACUUCUCCGGCGUGGUGCCUCACGCCGGCGUUCUCGCGAACCUCUCGGCGGCGGCGUUCCGAGGAAACCCCGCACUCUGCGGGUACGUUCCCGGCAUUGCAGUGUGCGCGUCGGCGAGGCGUGCGCGACACCGGCGCGUGGUGCUCCCCGCCGUCGUUGGCAUCGUCGCCGCGGUGUGCCUCAUGCUAUGCGCGGUCGGGUGCCGGUCGAUGGCGGCGGAGAGAGCCAGGCGGUCGGGGCGGCAGUCGAUCCGGCUCGUCGACGUCGAGGAGCAGGCGGAGAGGGAGCACCCGAGGAUAUCGUACCGGGAGCUCUCCGAGGCCACCGGCGGCUUCGUCCAGUCGAGCCUGAUCGGCGCCGGCAGGUUCGGGCGCGUCUACGAGGGGACGCUCCGCGACGGCACGCGCGUCGCCGUGAAGGUGCUCGACCCGAAGGGCGGCGGCGAGGUCUCCGGCAGCUUCAAGCGGGAGUGCGAGGUGCUCCGGCGGACGCGCCACAAGAACCUCGUGAGGGUGAUCACCACCUGCAGCACGGCCACCUUCCACGCGCUCGUGCUGCCGCUCAUGCCGCACGGCAGCCUCGAGGGCCACCUCUACCCUCCUCGCGGCGGAGACGACAACCCCGCCGGCGGCGGGCUGGACCUCGGCCGGCUCAUGAGCAUCGUGAGCGACGUCGCGGAGGGGCUCGCCUACCUGCACCACUACGCGCCGGUCAGGGUGGUGCACUGCGACCUAAAGCCGAGCAACGUCCUCCUCGACGACGACAUGCGCGCCGUGAUCUCCGACUUCGGCAUCGCCAAGAUCAUCUCCGGCGCCGGCGCCGGCGCCGCCGCCGGAGACGGCGCCAGCAGCACGAGCGACGAGUCCGCGCCCUGCAACUCCAUCACCGGACUCUUGCAAGGCUCCGUUGGAUACAUCGCACCUGAGUAUGGAUUAGGAGGGCAUCCAUCUCCGCAGGGCGACGUGUACAGCUUCGGCGUGAUGACCCUCGAGCUGAUCACCGGCAAGAGGCCGACGGACGUCAUUUUCCACGAGGGCCUCACGCUGCACGACUGGGUCAGGCGCCACUACCCGCACGACGUCGCCGCCGUCGUCGCGCACGCGCCGUGGCGGGCGGCGGCGGCCGACGACGACGGCGACGUGGCGGUCGUCGAGCUCAUCGAGCUCGGGCUCGUGUGCACGCAGCACUCGCCGGCGCUGCGGCCGGACAUGGUGGACGUCUGCCACGAGAUCACAUUGCUCAUGGAAGAUCGCAACAGGCACGCCGCCGCCGCCGCCGCCGCUGACGAAGACGACGACGGCCGGUCGUUGUCCACGACCAAGGACUCGCUGUUCUCCAAUUAACUAACACCUAAUUAACC